This is a messenger RNA of Clarias gariepinus (North African catfish), 3163 nucleotides long. It is a transcript of the gene dnajb5, whose product is annotated as DnaJ heat shock protein family (Hsp40) member B5. Gene Ontology annotation, molecular function: protein-folding chaperone binding. NCBI's taxonomy places the organism in Eukaryota, Metazoa, Chordata, Actinopteri, Siluriformes, Clariidae. Bases 90 to 1172 code for a protein of 360 amino acids. Gene Ontology annotation, biological process: negative regulation of transcription by RNA polymerase II. The record is from RefSeq and is a predicted model, not a curated record. Gene Ontology annotation, cellular component: cytosol. The transcript is spliced from 4 exons.
UUUUAACCAAGCGGCAGCCGCCAGUCUGCAGAGAGAGACUCGGACACGCAGGAAAGGCUGGUUCCUCAAGGACUUUAUCGCACUAAGCCAUGGGAAAGGAUUACUACAAGACCCUGGGCAUUCAGUCUGGGGCCAAUGAGGAGGAGAUCAAAAAAGCCUACAGGAGGAUGGCCCUCAAGUUCCAUCCAGACAAAAACAAAGAUCCUAACGCAGAGGAAAAAUUCAAAGAAAUAGCAGAAGCAUAUGAAGUCCUCAGUGACCCAAAGAAGAAAGCCAUUUAUGACCAGUACGGCGAGGAUGGACUCAAAAGUGGAGGAACUGGCUCAUCUAGUGGACCAGGCACUACCUAUCACUACACCUUCCAUGGAGAUCCACAUGCCACAUUCGCAUCGUUCUUCGGUGGCUCGAACCCCUUCGAUAUGUUCUUUGGCUCUGGACGUCAUUGGAACGCCAGCAACGGUGCCGGAGACCACGAUAUGGACAUCGACAUGGAUGGGGAUGAUGAUCCAUUCAGCUCCUUUAGCCACUUCGGCUUUAAUGGUCUCAAUGGGUUCCAUCGUGGGGUAGGUCGCCGACCUCGUAACGAGUCUUUGCACAGCGGAAGCAACACCAGGAAGAAGGUACAGGACCCUCCUGUGGUGCACGAGCUGCGGGUAUCUCUGGAGGAAAUCUUCCAUGGAUGUACUAAGCGCAUGCGCAUCACUCGGCGCCGCCUCAACCCAGAUGGAAGGACGACGCGGUCGGAAGACAAGAUCCUAAAUAUCGUCAUCAAGAGAGGAUGGAAAGAAGGGACCAAGAUCACCUUCCCUAAGGAGGGCGACGAGAAUCCUGAGAACAUUCCGGCCGAUAUUGUUUUUGUGCUUAAGGACAAGGGACACCCGCACUUCAGGAGGGAUGGAUCGAACAUCGUAUACACUGCCAAAGUCAGUCUUAAGGAGGCCCUGUGUGGUUGCACGGUGAACAUUCCCACCAUAGACAACAAGGUUAUCACGCUGCCCUGCAACGACAUCAUUAAACCAGGAAUCAUAAAGAGACUUCGGGGUGAGGGUUUGCCCUUACCCAAGAGUUCAUCCCAGCGCGGGGACAUGAUAGUGGAAUUCCAGGUGCGCUUUCCCGACAGGAUACCGCCUCAGUCCAAAGAAAUCAUCAAACAGCACUUACCCCAGUCUUAAAGCCAUUUUUUUUUUUAAGAUGGACAUUAUCUUUCACAAACAUUAAUAACGACCCAGAGGAAUGCAAAUCGUGUAUAAAGGACCGGACGUCAACUACAUACAGUAUUUUGUUAACCUUUUUGAGAGCACGUGGGGAAAAAAAAUUCUUUCGGAAAGAUUUUUUUUAGCAGUUUGUUACCUUGAAGCCUAUGGAUUUCAUCCAUUACCUUUUUCAUGAUCUGCUCAUUUUUUCACAUCAUCACUUCGAGGCGAAACGGAAAGAAUCGAACCCUGCUUUAUUUAAAUGAAGCUUAACGUGGAUGACUGAUGCUCUGCUUGUUUCACAGCUUAUUCGUUUCGUCUCUCUUGAAUGUUGCCCUUCUUUAGUCCAUGUUCAGUUGAGAUUUUUGGAUAAAGCAGAUUCAGAUUACACUUUAGGUCCUUUAGAGUGAUGGGCUGCCUUUAGCACCAGCAAGUUCGAUAGAAACCAUUUGAUAUAUUUUUAUUCUGAGAAUCAACCCAGCAGUCUAAAGGUGCUUUGUUCUCUGUGACCAGAUUAUUAGGUGCUGUCGCUCAUCCCAAGUCUUUAAUGGUGUGAUCACAGGAUCUCGAGUGCCUUAAUACGGCUCGGACUAGCUAGACUUUAGAGUCAGGUUAUGUAACGAAAAAGACGAGUGUUUUCACUUCAACCAAGGCCUAUUAUGGUACUGUAUACGCCACUGAACAAGCAAUUAUUAUGUCAUUGCACGAUUAGCCUGCACUGGUAGUCUUUUAGAGCCAUGUUUUUUUUUUUCUUUUAUGUGUGCAUGUGCUUGUUUCAUGUACCCUACUUAAGACAUUUUGGGAUUGUUUUACACUAUUCACAUUACCAUGACCCAUACAGUACAUCAUUUCUUUUAUACAGUAUCCGUAAGACAAUCAUGAGUCUUUCAUGGUGGGUUUAAAGAAAAGGGUAGAAAGAAUGAAAAUGAAGCCGUGUACAGAGUAAACAGGAACGCGUUAAGGAUUCAUGGUUGCUGUAUAUACACGCUUUCCGUAAAGAAAACACACAAGAGCACUUUCAGAAAACUGUGAAGUCAGACGAUGAAGUUUGGUUUGAAGGUAGGUCGUAAACAUUCAAUUGCACACUAUACGUCUACUGUUCCGUGCACACGACUGUGGAUAUACAGUACAUGCUGUAUGAAACCUUCAGUUUGCAAAUAAGGAUAUGCACACUAUGGAGAGAGUUUUGAAGUUUAGGUAUGACUGCUGACACUUUUACUAUUUUAGAUGUGCACACUUUAUAGUUACGGUUUCCUCUUGUAAUUAAAAAAAAAAAAAAACACAUUUCUAUACAUUUGUAUCCCUUGAGAUGUAUUGCCUUUUAGCAAUAUAGCCAACAUUUGUCUUUUUUUUCUUGGACAAUCAAGUACGAACCCAUCUCUCUCUCUCUCUCUCUCUCUCUCUGUCUCUGAGAAUCCGAAUGUUCUUCUCAAACAUGAAACUUUUGAAAGGUGCCAAGAAAAUUUGGGAUGCACAGUCACUAGAAAAAGGUUCCUGGCAUGAGUUUAUCUAAUCAUGUCUGAAACUAGGAUUUUUUUGCUUGAUCAUUUUUUUAUGUCAUUUUUACACCAAUGUUAUUUAUGUAUUCUUUAAUAUAGCGAUGUUGCGUUUAUCAUUCGGCCUCGUUUUUUUUUAAGUAAAUCUAGCUUGCUAGCUGGGAUUGUAAAAGGGUUUAGCAAGUGAUACGAGUGAACCAGUGUGUUAGUGUACUGUGAUUUUAAACAUUGUUAAGGUCUACUGGACUGAUGCUUUGGCAGGGCUGAAGCUUGUUCUGAAUGUGCUGUUUUUAUUUUUAGUAGUACGGCUAUUAUAAUUAUGUACCUUUUUGUUGUUAAAGGAUAUUGUUUUAAAAGGCAAGAAAUAAACCACAUACCAUAAGUUUAUGGCCAUUUUUUUUAUACCUAAACUUGUUUUGCAUCACUGUAUAACAGUACUGUAAGUAUCUAAUAAUAAACAGGCAAGUAACUGCA